This is a messenger RNA of Nymphalis io (European peacock), 420 nucleotides long. RefSeq names its product helix-loop-helix protein 15 (gene HLH4C). The record is from RefSeq and is a predicted model, not a curated record. The coding region runs from base 1 to 420 and encodes 139 amino acids. Gene Ontology annotation, molecular function: RNA polymerase II cis-regulatory region sequence-specific DNA binding; DNA-binding transcription factor activity, RNA polymerase II-specific; protein dimerization activity. The transcript is spliced from 2 exons. Gene Ontology annotation, biological process: regulation of transcription by RNA polymerase II. Lineage: Eukaryota; Metazoa; Arthropoda; Insecta; Lepidoptera; Nymphalidae.
AUGAAAAGCUGGCUAGAAACCGCCAGCAGCAUGGAGGACGGAUCGUUACCCUGCAUGCUGGCUGAACCAAGGGAGGCCUUACUACCAAUUACUGGCAGAGAGAAUUUGGCUCCAAGAAAGAGAGAUAGAACAUUAGAGCCAUGCUCUUUAUCCGAAGAUGCAUAUUUAUCAAGCGGAACGGGGUCACCAUGCGCCGGUCUUUCUCGUGAAGAACGGAGACGAAGACGACGAGCAACUUUAAAGUAUCGAACCGCUCACGCAACAAGAGAAAGAAUCAGAGUGGAAGCCUUCAACGCUGCUUUUGGAUCUCUUAGAAGACUUCUCCCAACAUUACCACCGGACAAAAAACUUUCCAAAAUAGAAAUACUUCGAUUAGCUAUUUGUUACAUUGCUUAUCUCAAUCAUGUUUUAGAUGCAUAA